UGCUGUGGAUUCAAACACUGCUGUGCAUGAAACGGAGACGCAGCGUUCUACUUAACUCUCCUAAACAUCUUCCCCAAGAGUGAUGACGACGCCGCACUAACCAUCUCAGUUGCCGCCGCUAUUUUUCCUUCCUUUCAAAAUAAAACUCCAAUAUAUAAGAGACCAUUUUCUUAGCCAUUUGAAUUUUUUUUUCUGCACCAACUCGCCUCGCUGGGUGUCAAUCACCAAAAUGAAGAACAAGCCCCCAUCUCCCCCCAGGGUUCUGUAUGAUUUAAAGUUGUUUUCUCACUUUUUGUCUUUUCGAUUGAUUUUGUUGAAGAACGCUCCUUUUCCGCUUGUACCGUGCCGUCUCGUGCACAGCAGCUCGUGCCGUGUUUCGAUCCACAGCAGAGGAUCUCUCUCUCUCUCUCUCUCUCUCUCUCUUGUGUUGCAUAUGUGGAUAUUAUAAAGGCUUUUGUUUUAUUUUUCUUCUCUUCUUGUCAAAAAAAUUGCUGUCUUUAUUGAGGUUUUGUGUUUGAUUCAUCUUCAGUUGUAUGACUGAUCUAGAUAUGCCAAAUAGGUGGGGUUUUUUUUUUCUUUUUUAAUUUUGUAUGUUUGAUGCAUGUGGAGCCUGAGGUUCGAAUGGUUGCUGGUGUUGCUACUGUAGCUGGAUUUAGAUUUUAGUAAAGUUAUUAUUGACUUUCCAUGUUUCUUACUUCAAAUUUUUAUUUUUUUGGAUUUCGAUAUACAUGACAAAUUUCCCAUCUGAGAUUGUUUUAGGCUUAAACUUCUGAUAAUAUCCAAUUUAAGCAGUGAAUUGAUAGAAUUCUUGAAACGCAUAUCCAAAUCGAAGUGAUAGAGGAGGACAUUCAUUUCCUCAUAUUGGCACUACUUGUUUUGGGACAUUUUGGGAUGGAUAUUUUGUGUUUUUGGUUUGUUUGUUCGUUUUUAGCACUAUGUUUGGGAACAUGUUUUCUACAUCAUAUACUAUAGUAUUAUAUUCUUUUCUAAUUUUAACCAUACCUUUCUUUCUCUUUCUAUGGAAUUUAAGGUGUAGGUUUCUUAUGUUUAGUUAAUUGCUCUUAGUUUUGGGUUUUCAUGGUUUCUUGAUUUGUUUUGGUGUUGAUGGUCUUGAUUCAUUCCCUCUAUCUCCAUUUAUGAAAUCAUUCGUAUGCUACACGAGAGAGAAGGGUGUCUUAGUUGGUAAUCCGUUGUUGUUAGGUGAUAAAUUCCAUUUAAUUGCAUGUUAUCAUUGCAUAUUGAAAGAUCACCAACUUCUGUCCUUAAUCCAUUAAAUACAAUGUUGUUUUUAAAAUUUGUUCGAUUUGAGAUGGACAUUGUUGAGGAUUUAGUUAUGGUGCUUGCUUUAGUGUAGAAAUAGAGUUCUUUGCCUAUGGUGGGGGCUAUACAUUAUGCAUUGUAGUUCAAUAUGUCACUUGUAAAUCUUGUCAUGGCAGUGGUCAUAGGCGAACCUCUCUCUGAUUAUAUAGGAUCGAGUUUAGUUUCCUGCUCGGAACACACCAUAUCAUGCUGAGUUGUUUCCGAUGCAGAGUUUUGUUCGAUUUCUAUCUUAUUUCUUAAAUUUUUUGGAGCUCAGUCCUAGUUUGGGCUUUUCAUUUUUCUGUGUGUGCGUGCGUGAUUCUUUCUUUAUAUAUGAUCCUCAUUGUGUUAGAGGAUAAAUUCUGAUGGAAUUCUUACCUUUAAUAUUUGAAGUUUAGUUUUCUAUUUAAGUUGGAAUUUACAAAUAAUUAAAUUCUAAGGGGCCAUAUUCGUAGUCUUUUUGAGAUUUCUUUAUUGGGUCCUUGGGAGAGACCAAAUGAAUUAAGAAUAAACAAAAAUAAAGAGAAGGGGAAAAGAUAAUUGAAUGAAACAAAAGAUGUAAAAAAGCACACUCCAUUUCCUAUUUAUUUCCAAUAAGUAUAUAAAAUAAGAGAAUGGGAAACUCUCACAAUAUAAGUGUUAUAUGUUUAUGUAUAUUUUUGUGUGUGAAUUUUUGUUUUCUUACAUAUGUAUUCAGGUUCAGAAAUUGUAUAAAGAUUUCCCUUUUUUUCCUUUCUUUUCACUAAGAGUGUUAGUCGUGGCUUCGUUGUACAUAAGUUAUUUCUUUUACUUCAUAUGCACUAAUCUCGGGUAUGUGCCAAGUUCUUCGAUAUCAUUGGUGUUCAUAUGCAACGUCUAGAGGAGUUAUGUGUCUUAAGAACUUAUCUAACUUCUUUUCUGCUUCAUGUUCAGUCUUAUAAACUCAAUAAAUAUUGAAUUGGUGUUAUUGUAUGAUUAAGAUUACUCAUUUUGUGUUUUUCCCCAAGCAGCUAAAAAUGAGCCCUUAAAGGUCUUUGGUUAUGCAUCUGGCUUCAGCUACAUUCCUAAACUAAUGGCUAAUAUGCACGAGCAGCAUUUCUCCCAAACAAUAUCCAAAAAUCUCAAUUUUGAAGUGGACUGUCCUCCUCAACGAGGCCAGGAAGUGAAGUACAUUGACUUUCAACUACAAGAUCAACACUCUUCCUCGACUGAAUCAACGAGCCUUUCUCACAAGGAAUUCACCGCCAUGGGAAAGGCUGGUUCUCAAGAUCAAUGCGCUUCAUCUGACUCCGUACAUGAUGAAAGCUAUGGUAAGCAUGGGCAACAUAUGAAGGGGGGCUUGUUCCUGUGCAAUCCCGAGCUCUCCAUCAACGUGUCACAUGCUGAGAUUACCCAACCGAUUGUGCAGCUCCCGUAUGCCUACGCAGACCCCUACUUCACCGGAUUGUUUACGCCCUACGGCCCUCAUAACAUCAUACAACCGCAGAUGAUGGCCGCCGCAUCCGGGCGUGUGCCGCUGCCCGUGGAUCUUCCCGAGGACGGCCCCAUAUACGUGAAUGCAAAACAAUAUCAUGGUAUACUUAGGAGGAGACAGACUCGAGCUAAGCUGGAGGCACAAAACAAACUUGUGAAAACUCGGAAACCGUAUCUGCACGAGUCUCGUCAUCAGCAUGCGCUGAAUAGAGUGAGGGGGAGUGGGGGCCGGUUUCUGAGCACCAAGAAGCAGCAGUCGGAGGCUCUUGCGGCGGCCAGUGCUGGUGGUGUGGACGCGUUUCAUUUCGGUUAUGGGGAAGGUGGUGGCGAUGGGACGAGGGUUUCGGGUGGUGGUGACGCUAUCUUGCAGCAGUCCGAUGGCAGGUUUACAAGCAUGGCGUCGCACAGUGGUGGGAUGGUGUACAAUGGGAACCGCUGUUAUGCUUCCAUCGUCCGGUGAGGCGCCGAUCCCGACUGGACCGGCUGGGCAAUUCAUCCUUGGCUUUGUGGCUUAGAGGUUUUUUCCUCUGCUACUCCUACACAAUGUGGGCUUUCUUUAUUCUCUGCCUAAUACAUCAAAUCCUACACGCAUUUGGAUCUUGAACUAAAACAAACUCUCUCUCUUUCUAAGCUAUCUUUUUUCAUCUCUCUCUCUAUCUUGGCAAGUUACAGUUGAACUCAUUGUUUAGCAUGAAAGAAGUCUUGAAUAGAGAGAACAUUUUGGGUGCAUAUUCAAAUAUUGGAAUAUAAAGUAGUUGUUUUUUGACGGAAAA
Salvia miltiorrhiza (redroot sage) is the source of this 3524-nucleotide messenger RNA. RefSeq names its product nuclear transcription factor Y subunit A-3-like. Gene Ontology annotation, molecular function: DNA-binding transcription factor activity, RNA polymerase II-specific; RNA polymerase II cis-regulatory region sequence-specific DNA binding. The transcript is spliced from 6 exons. The record is from RefSeq and is a predicted model, not a curated record. Gene Ontology annotation, biological process: regulation of transcription by RNA polymerase II. Lineage: Eukaryota; Viridiplantae; Streptophyta; Magnoliopsida; Lamiales; Lamiaceae. Bases 2351 to 3211 code for a protein of 286 amino acids. Gene Ontology annotation, cellular component: CCAAT-binding factor complex.